UAUUAAAUGUCAUUUUAACUUAGGUUAAAAGCCAAUGAUUUUAGUGUUCUCGUAAUUGAAUAUUUUAUAAUUUAUUUCUGGUUCAUUAUAAAUUGUUAUAUGUAGUUUAUUGUUAAGAUUCUGAAAAUGGCUCAUAUUCAGUUUACAGAUGAGCUUAUUCGCGAAUACUUAUUGUUUAGAGGUUUUGGAUCAACACUCAAAGCUUUUGAUUCAGAAUUGAAAGUAGAUAAAGAGAAAAGUUUUCGUGUUGAUAAAAUAAUAGACCAGUUAAUGCAGACAAUAAAUAAUUAUGACUUCAAUUCUCUUAGAGAAUUGUGGGGCCACUUGGAUAGUCAUAUGUUUACAAAGCUGGAAAGUCACUUUUCUCCAGGUGUUAAAAAAUUAGAAAAUGCUGUUCUUAAAAUGUAUUUAAUCAAUGCAGUUGUAAAUAAUAAAACUGAUAAGGUUAUGGAAUUUUUUAUGAAACUGACACCAGAAUUACAAAAUCAGAGUGAAUGGAAGGAUUGGUUUGUACUUCCAUAUAUAAAAAAUCCUGAAGAGAAUCCUACAUUUUCUCUUCAUUUUACGAAGCAUUGGCAAGACACCUUAUUGGUAUCUCUGCAUAAUUUUCUUGCUUCCAUAUUCCAGUAUAUGCCUACUCCAACGCUUUUACAUUUUGAAGAGGAUGCCAAUAAAAUUAGUAAAUUGGAACAAAGGAACGAAUCCCUAAAGAACCGCUUAGCUCUUUUAAUAGAUAAAGGCUCAGAAAGUAGUGUUACCCCAUGUCAAGUUGAACCACCGCCCCAUUUACUUGACGACUUUUACAUAAUAGCUCAAGAAAAUAUUAUAGAUAAUCAAGGAAAAAGUUUAAAAAGUCUUAUUAGAAAUAUGGGGACCGCUUCCAGUCCAAUUUUGGGUCGAAAAGACAAUUCCUCUGGUAAGAAGAGGUUAGGUUCAGUGUCAGGACGUAACAUUAAAUCUGGACAUUUUAUAGAAACUUGAAUUUGUUUUAUCAGAUACUGUAAGGGCUUAAGUAGCCGAUUAUACUAUGCUACCUUAUUCGCAAUUGGAUUUAUCUUAGAUAAUCCACUUUUAUCACUUUUGCUCAUGUAAUGUAGCAAUUAUUAAAAACAAAAUUUUAAAAUGGACAUACUGAAUCGAUGUAGUUUUGUGUUUUAAACUGAAUUAAGCAAUAUACAUAUUACACUUCA
Messenger RNA from Anoplophora glabripennis (Asian longhorned beetle), 1190 nucleotides. Its product is annotated as WD repeat-containing protein 91. Gene Ontology annotation, biological process: early endosome to late endosome transport. Gene Ontology annotation, cellular component: late endosome membrane; extrinsic component of endosome membrane; early endosome membrane. The coding region runs from base 127 to 981 and encodes 284 amino acids. The transcript has 4 exons. Gene Ontology annotation, molecular function: phosphatidylinositol 3-kinase regulator activity; protein binding. The record is from RefSeq and is a predicted model, not a curated record. NCBI's taxonomy places the organism in Eukaryota, Metazoa, Arthropoda, Insecta, Coleoptera, Cerambycidae.